Messenger RNA from Monoraphidium neglectum, 957 nucleotides. RefSeq lists its product as hypothetical. The record is from RefSeq and is a predicted model, not a curated record. Gene Ontology annotation, biological process: peptidyl-proline hydroxylation to 4-hydroxy-L-proline. The transcript is spliced from 9 exons. Gene Ontology annotation, molecular function: iron ion binding; L-ascorbic acid binding; procollagen-proline 4-dioxygenase activity. Gene Ontology annotation, cellular component: endoplasmic reticulum. Lineage: Eukaryota; Viridiplantae; Chlorophyta; Chlorophyceae; Sphaeropleales; Selenastraceae. The coding region runs from base 1 to 957 and encodes 318 amino acids.
AUGGUGACUAGCGCCCUGCGCGUGUUUGGGCUGGCCAGCUGCUGCGCGCUCGCACUGCUGCUGGGCGCCGUGCCGCGCGCGACGGGCUUCUCCGUCACGCCCGGUGGGACGAUGGGAUACGGCACCGUCAAGCACACGGCCGGGCGCACGGCCUCCGCGCGGCGCCGCGCGGCGGCCGUCGCAGCGGGCCGCCACCCCACCCCCGGCCGGCGCGGCCCGCGCCGCGCCCGCGCGCACGCGCACGUGGUGGACCAGGCCACGGGCAAGCCCAUGGCCAGCGAAGUGCGCACCAGCACGGGGACGUUCUUCCAGCGCGGGGACGAUGACGUCAUCAGGCGCAUCGAGGAGCGCGUGGCCGCGGUCACCAUGAUACCGGUGGAGAACCAGGAGGGGCUGCAAAUGCUGCGGUACAGGGACGGGCAGAAGUAUGAGCCCCAUGCCGACUUCUUCCGGGAGAAGUACAACCAGGACGACAUUCAUGGGGGCCAGCGCAUCAUCACUGUGCUGAUGUACCUGUCAACCCCUGAGUGGGGGGGCGAGACCAUCUUCCCCAACGCGGAGUUUGCGAGCUCAGGGGAUGACCUGUCAGAGUGUGCCAAGAAGGGGCCCUCCACCCUGGCCAACAAGCCCUACAAGGGGGAUGCCCUCAUGUUCUACUCCCUCACACCAGACGGCGUGGAGGACGAGAUGAGCAUCCACGGCAGCUGCCCCACGCUCAAGGGGGAGAAGUGGAGUGCCACCAAGUGGAUCCACGUCAACGCGUACGGGGGCACCGCCGCGGAGCAGAAGGCCGGCUGGGGCGACUGCGUCGACGCGAACGAGGACUGCGGGGCGUGGGCAAAGUCCGGGGAGUGCAAGAACAACCCGGGCUACAUGCUGGUCAGCUGCCGCAAGGCGUGCGGCGCGUGCAAGCCGAAAAAGGGGACGCCCGUUAUCGACGUCGGCGCCAAGACGUGA